GAGAAUUUCUAAAAUGAAAGUGAAAGAAGAAGAUUUGCAGAUGUUUUUUGUGUGAAAAAAAUAUUGUGUAUUUAAAAUGAUCUGUUGGUAAACUUAUCAAAGCUCGGUUGAAAUAUAGAUGAAUGAAUUAUGACAUCAUUUUCUUGGAAGAAGAAAACAGGUAGUAAUGUAAAGCGAUCUGUAUCGACAGCAUUUGAAGAAGACACAAAAGAUGACAAUGAGCAGUUAGAAGGAGUUUAUUGGCUGACACUUGUUCCACACAGAAAAGUCAUUUGUCUUGAAGAUGCUUUAUCCAAAAGUUCCAGACUUAAAAAUGAAGGGUCAUUAUUGGCUGAAUCUGAAAGAUACUGGGAAGCCAUUAAGAAAUGGGAUGAGGCGCUACAGUUUACACCUGAAGAUGAAACAAUCUAUGAAAUGAAAGCUCAGGCUUUAUUAGCAUUGUGUGAAGUUUUUCCUGCUUUAGCUAUGGCUGAAAAGGUGGUGAAAUUAAAACCAACAUGGUGGACGGGCUAUCAGACAUUAGGACGUGCCCAGCUAGGUCUGGGUGAAGUCAGACAGGCAAUGAAGAGUUUUUCAAGGGCAGUUCAUAUAAAUCCAGCUGAAGAAGAGCUAUGGAAGGAAGACUUUUUAUGGUCAUUCUCAUUACUGAAACAAAAAGAUGAUCAAAAGAAAUUGUUAGAACAGGAAAUUGAUAAUUCUAAAGUUAAACUGACAGAACUGAAUAGCUCUGAUGAAGAGAAAGUGACAGAAAUUAGUAAUGAAAAACAAGGGACGAGUGAGAAAAAUACAAGUUUAUCUACAAUUGAUAAACAUCCACAUGAACCAGAAAUAAAGUAUCUACCUCAAAAUUAUGUACAUAUGAGAGAUAAAUGAUACUUUAGUUUGA
Mytilus californianus (California mussel) is the source of this 886-nucleotide messenger RNA. RefSeq names its product tetratricopeptide repeat protein 33-like. Gene Ontology annotation, molecular function: protein binding. The record is from RefSeq and is a predicted model, not a curated record. Lineage: Eukaryota; Metazoa; Mollusca; Bivalvia; Mytilida; Mytilidae. The transcript has 5 exons. Bases 130 to 873 code for a protein of 247 amino acids.